Molecule: messenger RNA, 1773 nt
Organism: Schizophyllum commune H4-8
Lineage: Eukaryota; Fungi; Basidiomycota; Agaricomycetes; Agaricales; Schizophyllaceae
Exons: 6
Coding region: 224-1621 (465 amino acids)
Biological process (GO): sulfite transmembrane transport; transmembrane transport
Cellular component (GO): plasma membrane
Molecular function (GO): sulfite transmembrane transporter activity
Source: RefSeq, a predicted model, not a curated record
UAGUAGAAAGCCUGUUCCCCGCUCUGAUUGUUUGGAAGUAUUCCGAUACUCUCCUGAGACGUGGGUUCAUAUCAGCCACCACCGCACUGAGCUCGAGCUCCGAAUCCAUAUCCGAAAUGCCACUGCCUGUCACGAAUUCCGAAAUGCUUAGAACGUAUAAGAGAAUCGCCUCCGCCCCACUCCCCUCAGCACUCUUGCCUCCGCCCCCCAUCUCCCCCUCACCAUGAGUACCCAGUGCGCCAGCCAGAAGAGGUCCUGGUCAUAUGUCGUUCGCAACUUCACGCCAGCAUGGUUUGCCGCAAAUAUGGGGACUGGCGCCAUCUCCAUCUUGUUCCACUCGUUCCCCUACGCGAACGGGUCGACGACCAUGAACAUCUUCACGCUGAUUUUCUUCGGCCUGAACGUCCUUAUGUUUCUGGUCUUCUCCGCUAUUUCGGCUGCACGAUACCUGCUGUUCCCUGGCGUGUGGUCGCUCAUGAUCCACCACCCCGUGCAGUCUCUCUUCCUCGGGACGUUCCCCAUGGGCGCCGCGACGAUUCUAAACAUCGCCGUGCUCACCGUCUAUGAGCAGUAUGGCAUGGGCGGAAAGGCCUUCCUCUACUUCCUCUGGGCCUGCUGGUGGCUCGACGUCCUCGUCUCGAUAGCUAUCUGCUUCCUCAUGAUUCAUGUAAUGUCCACGGCGCAUAACCAUGCCCUCGACAAGAUGACGGCCGUGUGGCUGCUCCCUGUGGUCACCCUCAUCGUCGCCUCGUCGACGGGCGGCGUCAUCGCGCCGUCGCUCUACGCGUACUCGGCCUCGCAUGCGCUUAUCACUGUCACUCUGUCGGCGGUUAUAGUGGCCAUAGGGCUCACUCUGGCCCUCAUGAUGCUCGUCAUCUAUCUCAUGAGGCUCAUCGUGCACGGUCUGCCGCCCACCGCAACCGUCAUCUCGGUCUUCUUGCCCCUCGGUCCCACAGGCCAGGCUGCUUUCUCCAUACUUACGCUCGGGCAGUGCUUCCGCCAGUUCUUGCCUGUGUACGACGGCACCUCCCAGCUUUUACGCUCGUCAGCAACAGGCGGCAUUCUCGAGACGAUAUGCACCCUCAUCGCCUUCGUCCUAUGGGCGAUGUGCACGAUGUGGAUGCUCUUCGCCUUUCUCAGCAUUCAGAACGUCGCUCGAAAGGGGCCCAUACCCUUCAAGGUCCCAUUCUGGGGGCUUAUCUUCCCGAAUGGCGUCUACGCAAACAUUACCAUCAGCCUCGGCCAGACCUUCGACUCGGGCUUCUUCCGUGUCUGGGGCGCUAUGUAUGCGGCGCUGACGCUCUGCAUGUGGUGUUACGUUGCAUGGACGACCCUCAGGCUGGCGUACACGAGGGAGAUCUUCGAGGCGCCGUGCCUCGAGAAUGUCAACAUCCGCCGCCGGGGGCGCAGAUCAGCGAAGACGCCGCGCGCGGACGAGCUAGACGAGCAGGGCUUGCCUGUGACGCCCCCUCGUAACUCGAUCGACGCGGAGGCGCAGCGGUCGAACGCGACGGUGUGCGCAGUGGGCCAUGAGUCCGCGGGGGUCUCGAACCUGGAUCUGCGGCUCAGCACGAUGGAGAAGGUACCCGGUGACGGAGAGAAGCGGACGUGCGAGGCUUGAAUAGAGCGUUGGGAUAUGAUUCGUACUCUAUCAUAGAGGGCCAGGGCGUAGACGGAAGGAACUUUUUUCUACAUUUGUACGAGUAUAAUCACUCACGCUUGGAACCAGUAAUAGGCAUCGAUAGAGUUCAUAAUAUCCGGGAAGCGCUUGAC